This is a messenger RNA of Sphaeroforma arctica JP610, 2777 nucleotides long. RefSeq lists its product as hypothetical. Gene Ontology annotation, molecular function: iron-sulfur cluster binding; catalytic activity. The annotation marks the transcript as partial. Gene Ontology annotation, biological process: tRNA wobble base 5-methoxycarbonylmethyl-2-thiouridinylation. The transcript is spliced from 10 exons. NCBI's taxonomy places the organism in Eukaryota, Ichthyosporea, Ichthyophonida. Gene Ontology annotation, cellular component: elongator holoenzyme complex; cytoplasm; nucleus. The record is from RefSeq and is a predicted model, not a curated record.
AAUUAAUUCUCGCACAGGCUGAGAUUAACAAGAUUUAUCAAGAGCUCGUGCGCAUUGGAAGAGUGAAAUCUUCCUUCAUCAUCGACUCCGUAACCAAAAACAAGUCGGUUCGCAGUCGCUCUGGUGUACUACCCAUUUCUGUAGCCACAGACGGCAACAACUUCAGUUGUGCAUUUGAUUGUCACUUCUGUCCCGAUGAAACGGUGAAGAAUGGGGCACCUAGGGACAUGUCACGGUCGUAUUUGAGUUCGGAGGGGACGUUUAUCCGAGGAGCUAUAGAGAACUUCGAUGGAGCGGGCCAAAUAUUCAGGAGGUUAUUGGAGUUGGAGAUGAUGGGUCAUCCACCUGACAAAUGCGAGAUGAUAAUUCUGGGUGGUACUUGGGAUUCAUAUGACGAGAAAUAUCGAGACUACUUCAUCAAUCAGAUUUUCUAUGCCUGCAAUGAAUUCCACAGAGUGUCUAUUCGCUUAAACGGCGACCUCUCACAUUUCACAAGAGAAUGGGUGGGCCUAAAUCCGAUGCAAGCAGGAUUGCGAUUCGACUCGCUUGGGAAGAUAGCAGCAAAUCUCCGACCUAUGCUCUCACUGAGCGAAGAGAAACGAAUCAACGAGACAUCUGAAUGUGCCAGGAUCAUCGGCAUAGUAUUAGAAACAAGGCCGGAUUGUAUCAAUAAGCGUUCACUCAACCGCAAGCGAACGUUGGGGUGUACACGUCUACAACUGGGAAUACAACACACCGACGACGAUAUUUUAGAGCUGAACAACAGAGGCCACGGUGUUCAGAAGAGUAGAGAUGCGUUGAAGUUUGCUCGGGAUGCAGCAUUCAAGGUAGAUGGCCAUUUGAUGCCUGAUCUUCCCGGAACGACGCCGGAAAAAGACUAUGAAAUGUUAUCGGAGGUGUUUGGGGGCGAAGAGUUGCAACUGGAUUAUUGUAAACUGUAUCCUUGCUUAGAUCUGCCGUAUACAGUCACUCGCAAAUGGAAAGAGGAUGGCUCGUGGAAGCCAAUGGCUGAGCAUCAGUACCAAGAGUUCCUGGAUAUACUACGCCAUGGUAUGGCGAUUUGCCCACCAUGGACACGCAUCAAUCGAGUUCAUCGAGAUUUUCCUGAGGCAACGGUUAAAAACGACUAUCUGGGCUUUGUAAGUGAAAAUAUUAAAUCAAAUCUACAACAGCACAUCGUACGUGAACUGAAGAGCCACGGGCAAGCGUGUUAUGACAUUCGAUCGCGAGAGAUUGCAAACUCAUUCCCUGUGGACUGUGAUAGCCGGGCACGACUAUUCAUGCGAGUGUAUCGAGCCAACGAAGGCACGGAGAUAUUCCUGUCCGUUGAAAUUCCUCGUACGGAUGCCGCUUCUCCUGACGAUGCUAUGUUGCUGGGCUUGUUGCGACUGCGUUUGAAUGAUGUCGAUUGCCGACGAGUGCGCGGAGAGCACCCAAGGAUACCACAGCAUUACCUGAAUGAAUUUGCUGAGAAACCCUACGCACGUAUUAGAGAGCUGCAUGUAUACGGCAAUCUGAAAAUGGUGACGCGCGAGCACACGGACCGGUCCAAUUCUCAACACACGGGCGUGGGCAAGUUUUUGAUGGCUUCGGCAGAAUCUAUUAGUCGCUUGUGCGGCUUCGAGCACAUCUGCGUAAUCAGCGGUGUUGGCGUAAGAGGCUAUUACCGCCACCGAGGCUAUGAGCUCACCGGCGGCAGUGGGGAAUAUAUGGUGAAGAAUUUGUCGGCGAACGAAGGCUUGGACAAGACCCCAGAGUUCAAAUUAUUCGGCCACACAUAUAGCGACUAUGAAAUGGGAGAUGCGUUGAUGCAGGCGAAACUGACUAAUUCAUGCCUUAGCCCCGAGGCACGAACCUAUGUAAACUCCCAACGCGACUCAUCGAAUGUGCUGAAGCACUCUGUGCAUACAUACGCACACAUACAGGAUGGUCGAGCACAGCUUGUCAUUCUAGGUAUUCCGAAGACCGCCUCCAGAACGGCGAUCGACAGCAAUUCGAUGUACUUGAUGCUUGCCUUGCUGUUAAUGCUACUAUCCAUGGCUUUGAAGUCGAUCAUGUGAUCAAGAGAUACCGAGGUCGCGCCAAAGUUAAUCAAUUAACGUUUCUGGUCCGAAAAGGAACCUUAAGCGAUGACGGGUUGUCAUCAGCUUCUACUUGACGCUGGUAGGAAAUGCAUAUGGCUUCAUGAUGAAGAACACAUAGACGGUAGUCGAUAUGGCCUGAGUAGUUCUUGAGAGCCUUGGUCACGAGCCUGUUAUUAUAUUCUGGCUCAUAUCAGGCACACUAUUGCUCGCGGUGGAGAAAACAAUAUCAGAAAGCAUUGCAUGUAGACCCGCACUACUCGAUGGUACUUCGCGUUGCGCUAAGUUUUCGUAUAGUAAUACAAAAUGUUUAAUUUAACACUCAUUGCGAGUUCCAGAAGCUAAAGACGUAUUCAUAUAUGCAAGUGUUUCAUCCCAACUAGCGUGUCGAGCCACUGAAGUUAGGUAUAGAAAGCGUACGUUACCCAGCUUGGUAUUAAUUAUGCAGGAUCUUCUACGAAUGGAAAAUUGUACGAUCCAUAUAAAGUGGAACGUACGUGUACCCCAACGGAUUUCCACGUAUUUUUACUUAGACAUAAAGACGCAGGUACUACAACUGUACUGCUUGAAACUUGAACCCACGACGACUCUGCAAUUCUAGUCGGGAAACUCAACGAACGGCACGUGUUCUAUCCAUCCUGAUAUGUUUUAUUAUAUCAUUCAAACAAGAAGAGUAGCGUGGAAACUAAAUCAUCU